GUCUGGGAUGGUAAUGCCCCUGAUCCGAAGUUGCUCGUAUGUCUCAAGUCCUGCAGGAACACCGUGCCUGUUCCGAGACACUGGUGCCAGAAACGAAAGUACUUGCAGGGACUGUUGUAACAAUCGAGGAGGCUGGAAAUGGUGUUGUACUACUUGAAUGGUUUCUGUAGUGUAUACAGGAUAGUGUUUUUUUUCUGGUGGGGGUAUAUAGGAUAGUUGAAUCUUGUAUGCAUUCAUUUGAUGCCUCUUCUGCUGUACAGAUUAGAGUCCAACUAGAGUCCAUGGCUUUUGAUAUUCGGUGCAUUAGAAUCAGAAUCAUACUUUUUGAACUGUUAUCUUUUUCUUGAGACUACAAAAUUCUAAACUCAAUAGCAUCAAGGACUGCCAUAUUUACCUAUUUCUCUGUUCAUAUUUUUGGGUUCAUGCAUUAUGUUCCUGUCUCAGGGAAAGAGGGGUUUGCAAAAACAACCGUUCCAGCUUCCUGACUUCAUUGCUGCAACUGGAAUUGAAAAAAUAAGACAGGCAUACUUUCAGAAGGAGAACAAAAAGACAUUCAAACAGAAGCAGCACAACCGUAUGCAGCCCAAGAGGGGGAAUAUGGAUAUGGAUUAUGAGGUUUUGCAUGAUGCAUUCUUCAAAUAUCAAACAAAACCCACAUUGACUGGUUAUGGUGAUCUGUAUUAUGAAGGGAAAGAGUAUGAGCCGAAGCUUAAGGUAAUGAAACCAGGUAUGCUGUCCCAGGAGCUUAAAAAAGCUCUUGGUAUGCCUGAUGGUGCCCCGCCCCCAUGGGUUACCAGGAUGCAGUUCUUUGGUCCUCCACCCUCUUAUCCUCAUCUGAAGAUCCCAGGUUUUAAUGCCUCAAUCUCUCCUGGAGACAGUUUGGGUGAUGGACCUGAUGAGGAAGAACCUCUCGAUCGCAGCAAACACUGGGGAGAUUUGGACGAAGACGAGGAUGAAGAGGAAGAAAAAGAGGAGGAACUAAUUAUUCAUGAGGAAAUAGAAGAAGGUAUUCGGUCUAUUGACACCAUCUCAAGUACUCCGGCUGGUGUGGAAGCACCUGAUGUUAUUGACAUUCAGAAGUUGAGGAAGGAGUCAGAUAACCAGGCAGAAAGGCCAUUAUACCAGGUUCUUGAACAGAAAGAAGUAAGGAUCACCCAUAGGGCGGUGUUCGCAUCGAGCCACGCAUAUGUUUCCCUGGCCAAACCUACCGAGUACGUGCUGGUUGGAGCACAAGGUACACCGUCAUCACCAGGCAGCAAUUUUGGUGAUGGACCUGGGGAGUUAGGAAAGCCUCCAACUGACGAGGGAGGACCUAUUGGUCGCAGCAAAAACUGGGGAGAACUGGACGAAGAAGAAGAGGAAGAGGAGGAAUUGGAAGAUGGGAAAAUAGAGAAGGGCAUUCUAGAAGAGGAAGAGGAGGAAUUGGAAGAUGGGAAAAUAGAAAAAGGCAUUCUAGAAGAGGAAGAAGAGGAUGAGGUACUGGAAGAUGGGGGAAUAGAAAAAAGCAUUCUAGAAGAGGAGGAGGAGGAGGAACUGGAAGAGGGGGGAAUAGAAGAAGGCACUCUGGAAGGGCUGGAGGAGGAGGAACUGGAAGAUGGUGAAAUAGAAGAAGCUACUCGGAAAGCGGAAGAGGCGGAGCUGGAAGAUGGGGAAAUAGUACAAGGUGUUCGGCAAGAAGAGGAGGAGGAACUGGAAGACGGGGAAAUAGUGGAAGGCAUUCGGCAAGAGGAAGAAGAGGAGGAGGAACUGGAAGAUGGGGAAAUUGUAGAAGUCAUUCGGCAGGAGGAAGAGGAGGAGGAGGAACUGGAGGAGGGGGAAAUAGUAGAAGGCAUCCGGCAAGCGGGAGAGGAGGAGGCGGAGGCACUGGAAGAGGGGGAAAUAGUAGAAGGCAUCCGGCAAGAGGAAAAGGAGGAGGAACUGGAAGAUGGGGAAAUAGUAGAAGGCUUUUGGUCUGGUUACACCAUCUCAAGCAGACACUUGGGAUUCACUUGGCCUUUUGGCUGUGGCAGCAGUACUCCAGCUGGUGUGGAAACACCAGAUGUUAUCGACCUCCGGAAGCCAUGGAGGAAGGAGCCUGAGAAGCAGGCAGAAAUGCCAUUAUACCAGGUUCUUGAACAGAAGGAAGAAAGAGUUGCCUUUGCCAGUGCGAUGUACUUGUCGAGCCACAGGUACGUGCUGGUGGGAGCGCAAGAUAAACCGUCGACAUCAACAUCAUCAUCAUCAGGCCUAAAAAGUAAAAGGAAUAAGAAUGAUAGACACAAAGCUCUCCUGGCGAUGGCGGUCGGGAUCUCGCAGAUGCAGAAUGUGGACGUAAUGGCUCGUAAGUUUCUGAAUGAGAGCUACACAGUCAUGCUGUUCCAUUAUGACGGGAACGUGGAUGGGUGGCGUAGCCUCGAGUGGAGCGAUAAGGCCAUACACAUAGUUGCGCCCAACCAAACUAAAUGGUGGUUUGCCAAGCGUUUUCUGCAUCCUAGUGUUGUGGCUAUCUACGAUUUCAUCUUUUUGUGGGAUGAAGACCUUGGUGUGGAGAACUUUGAUCCGAAGAGGUAUAUUGAUAUAAUGGUGUCCGAAGGCUUAGAAAUCACACAACCCGCAUUGGAUCCUGAUCUAUCAACAGAUAUUCACCACCGCAUCACAAUCCGCAACAAGAUGACAAAAGUGCAUAGGAGAGUAUAUGACAAUCGUUCAAGCAUGAACUGUUCUGAUGAUAGUAAAGGACCUCCAUGCACAGGGUGGGUUGAGGGCAUGGCACCAGUUUUUUCUCGUGCUGCCUGGAAAUGCGUAUGGCAUCUAAUACAGAAUGACUUGAUUCAUGGAUGGGGCCUUGACAUGAAGCUUGGUUAUUGUGCUCAGGGUGAUCGAGCUGAGAAGGUCGGUGUAAUUGACAGUGAGUAUGUCGUCCAUCAAGGGAUACCAUCAUUAGGAGGACCAUCAGAUACCAGCAAGUUACCUCGAAGAUCUUUGGAUUUGCGGACACACAUUAGAAGACAGUCGUCGGCGGAGCUGGAAAAGUUCAAAGAACGGUGGGAAAAAGCCGUAAGGGAAGAUGACGAGUGGAUGGAUCCUUUUGACGCCUGAUUACUCUGGAAGAAACAUCUGACAUGAAGAUACAAGGCCCACCAUACAUGGGUGGAUGCGUCCACAUUCAUCAUGGCGGUUGGAGUCGAGAUCAUGUGGGCCUCAUAGCGAAAACAGUUAGUUAUAUAUAGCCUUCUAGGCAUUUUGCUGACUAACACACACCACCCCGCCCUCGAGAGCUGGAAGAACAAGUGGGAACGGCGUCGCGCUAAUACACGGAGAAACCGAGCAAGCACCUGUAUACUACCAGUGGCUGACAGACACAGUAUCUUGUAACCUUAAUUCGAUUCUCCAUUCGCCGAGGUUGUAUAGUGACAAAUGCAUAUAUGUAUGUGCAGUUAUUUUUAGUAAUAAUAAGUAUUUAUACUAGAAAGGAAAAGAAGUUUGUCUCA
This is a messenger RNA of Triticum dicoccoides, 3470 nucleotides long. RefSeq lists its product as uncharacterized. The record is from RefSeq and is a predicted model, not a curated record. The coding region runs from base 430 to 3078 and encodes 882 amino acids. Gene Ontology annotation, cellular component: nucleus. Lineage: Eukaryota; Viridiplantae; Streptophyta; Magnoliopsida; Poales; Poaceae. The transcript is spliced from 24 exons.